AUCUGUUUACUCUCCGUCAACCAUGGCGGGGGAUACACACCACCAGGGCAUGCUGGACGACGCGUCCUGGCUGCCGUUCACGUCAGACGCGGCCGACUACGACCUCGGCGCGCCAGUCGGCUUCGGGGCGUCGUCCACCGUCUAUGCCGCCGUCUUCAACGUGCCCGGCGCCCUCGACGGCGAAUGGCACCCCUGCGCGAUCAAGGUCUCGUCGGCGAGCAGCGACCUCGGCCAGCUGUCAAGGGAAGCACGGCUACUGGGCCUUUGUCGCCACCAAAACGUGUUGCGAGUCCUGGCAACAUUCACCCUACCGCCCGAUCACACACGAGUCGCCAUUGUCACACCCCUAAUAGAAGGCGGAUCACUCGCCGGAGUCUUGGAAUGGCGGAAACGCAAUGCCGCCGCCGGCAGCUCACGUCACAGCGCCGCACUCGACGAGGAUGAGACCAAGGCCGUGAUACGACAGGUGAUCGACGGCCUAGGCUACCUCCACGCCAACGGCUUCCUCCACCGUGACUUGAAGGCCGGCAACCUGCUCCUCCAGCCCGAUGGCACGGUCCUCCUGGCCGACUUUGGUGUCGGUGGAGACAUGAAUACGCCGCGCACGCCAGCCGAGGAGCGCCCGCCGCCUGUCGACUCAGUGCGCUUUGAUCGCCCGGGCCUGCAUAUUCUUCCGAAGCCGUCCACAGCUGCCCGCCCGGUACUCGUCAAGGAAAUCGGCAAGCGCCAGAGCUUUGUCGGCACACCGUCGUGGAUGGCGCCAGAAGUCAUCCUCGGGCAGCUGUACGAUGCCAAGGCGGACAUGUGGAGCCUCGGCAUCACCAUCAUCGAGCUCGCGCAGGGGUCGCCGCCGCGCAACGGCAAGGUGUCCGACGUGCUCACUGCGACAGCGACGACGGCGCCCCCAAAGCUGGACAAGGCGUUUAGCAAGCAAAUGCGCGAGUUUGUCGACCUGUGCCUGCAGAAGGACCCCGCACUGCGCCCCACGGCUGCCAAGCUCGCCGAGCACCCCUGGCUCCGGGGCGCCAAGAAGCCGUCAUUCCUCGCCGAAUCGCUUCUAGGCGAAUUGCCCGGACUGAGAGAUCGCCAAGAGCUUCGACGCGUACCCACAUCGUCAUCGAUAGUGUCGGGCGCCCCCAGCUGGGACUUUGGAUACUCUGUCCCACCGUCCCCCGUCGCGAGAUUCGGCCCGCCCCUCGUCUCGUCUCCAACCGCAACCUCACCCGAGGGCUUCCCUGGGAUAUCUGGAUACCGGCCCCAGAGCCGAGCGUCAUCCCGCGGCGGAGACUGGAUCUCGUCGUCCCCGAGAAUCAGUCUGCACCAGUGGGCUGAGCGCACAGCCGCCGAGGCCUCGCUGCCCCCGACUCCAGUGGAGACGGGGUACUCGAGCGCGUGGCCGAGCCCGAGACGCACGGGCUCCGACUCGGGCCGGCCUCGGUCCGGGGCUUCCGCCGCCCCGCCGACUGCCGGCGCGGCGGCGGCGCGCAUCAUCCGCCGUGGCAAGUCGGUGUCCUUCAGCGACGGGCUGAACAAUGCGCCGGAUUUCGAGAGCCCGCUGCGCCGGUCGGCCGCGAUGCCGCCCGAGGACGACGCCGUGGUCCUCGAGCAGCCCGAGACGCCGACCCUCGCCUCGAGCCCCGUGAAUGCGAUGCGCCAGCUCGCGCUCGCCGACUCGCCCCAGCCGUCGCGACCGCUCGCGAUCAAUAUCCCCCAGUCGGGCUCGCGCGACCGCACGCCAGUGGGCUCGGUGGAUCACGGGUAUGAAGGCACUGCAGCGCGGCUACUCGAGCGGCAUGACGCGCGCCCACUUGCGAUCAGCAUCCCCCAACCGCAUUCGCGCGAUCGCACGCCGGUCGGGUCGGUCGACCACAGCCAUGAGGGCACCGCUGCGCGUCUGCUGGACCGCCACGACGCGCGGGGGCUGGCAAUUACAAUUCCUCAAUCCGACUCGCGCGACCGCACACCGUCCGGCUCUGUUGACCACAGCCACGACAUCUUCCCUCGCCCCCUCGCCAUCAACAUCCCUCCUAUACCGUCCCGCGACCGUACACCGGCCGGCUCGGUCGACUACAAUCAUGACGUGCCAAUGAUCCGCGUCCCAUCAAAGGAGAAGCAUGGCUGGCUUCACCGCUCCAAGUCGGAGAAGAAGAAGGACCAGCCCAAAGAACCCAAGGAAGGCUUCACUGCCAUCGUUGGCAGUGUCUUCUCACACCGCCGCAAGCGCUCGUAG
Vanrija pseudolonga is the source of this 2230-nucleotide messenger RNA. It is a transcript of the gene OXSR1, whose product is annotated as Serine/threonine-protein kinase OSR1. The coding region runs from base 23 to 2230 and encodes 735 amino acids. Gene Ontology annotation, cellular component: cytoplasm. The record is from RefSeq and is a predicted model, not a curated record. Gene Ontology annotation, molecular function: protein serine/threonine kinase activity; ATP binding. Gene Ontology annotation, biological process: protein phosphorylation. The transcript is spliced from 6 exons. Lineage: Eukaryota; Fungi; Basidiomycota; Tremellomycetes; Trichosporonales; Trichosporonaceae.